AUGUCAGAAGUAAACAGUUUGAAUGGCAGCGACGGUGGAGGCAAAGCUGCCUUUGACCACAAAGCCCGCUCUAUACAAGCCGAGUUUGAUAACACUGCGGCAGCCCUGAGAAGAAAACUUACAGAAGAGCUUGUAGUCUUGCAGGCAGCGACAAAGCAAUUAAGCGCCGAGGAGAGCCGGAAAGCUGCACUAAAUGAACGUUUUGCUUCGCUUAUGUUGGAGAAAGAUGCUUUGACUAUUGACAUUACUGAGCUACAAAGAAGACGCUCAAUCGUGGCAACAGACACUAAGGAGCGCGAAAAUAUAAUGCGGGAAAUCAUUGUGCACCUUGAUAAACUUCCUGAUAGAGCGGAAGGCACCUAUGUGAAAUGCACUAACCCAAAGACCGCCGGAACAUAA
Molecule: messenger RNA, 399 nt
Organism: Neospora caninum
Lineage: Eukaryota; Apicomplexa; Conoidasida; Eucoccidiorida; Sarcocystidae
Exons: 4
Coding region: 1-399 (132 amino acids)
Source: RefSeq, a predicted model, not a curated record